Penicillium longicatenatum is the source of this 1938-nucleotide messenger RNA. RefSeq names its product NIF domain protein. The record is from RefSeq and is a predicted model, not a curated record. NCBI's taxonomy places the organism in Eukaryota, Fungi, Ascomycota, Eurotiomycetes, Eurotiales, Aspergillaceae. The transcript has a single exon. The coding region runs from base 1 to 1938 and encodes 645 amino acids. Gene Ontology annotation, molecular function: phosphoprotein phosphatase activity.
AUGGAGAAUGGUCAGAGCCAUCGGUACGCAGGGCAAGAACAGUAUAAUGGAUACCAGCCUAUAAGUGCAACUUCAGGCGCAAGUUCAAGUUCACGCGGCGGGAGACAUGCCACACCCAACAAUAAUACGAAACAUGAUGGUACAUAUAAUCGUCGCAGACACGACCAAUAUCGGUAUUCCCAAAACAACAAUGGCUCCGACUCAAUACGAAAUGUUCAACAAAAUUUCGGGAAUUCACCGCAAAACCAAGCUCCCACAUCAUUCGGCGCAUACAAUGUUCCAUUAUGGAAUCCAAUGAACGUGAAUCCAACAGGCCAACAAAUGGACGCAACGACGGGUAUGCCUUUUAUGAACCCACAAUUUCUCAUGAACAACUCAAUACCGCCAUUCCCCAUGAUGCCGUUUAAUCAAAUGCAAGCAUUCCAGGGCAUGCAACCAAUGAGUACCAUGGCAGGGCCCGCGGCACAACUGAGCCAAAGGGAAAGGCAACGAUCAUCCACACCACCAAUGACGGUUCCUACGCCGAAAAAGGCGUAUAUGCAGCAAGCCUCAGAGAAGCCACAGCAAUGUCCAAAACGACCAUUAUUGGUCAUUCUCGAUCUGAAUGGUACUCUAAUUUGCCGCAAACAUCGUAAAUUACCGCCCGUCUUCGCCGAACGCCCUGGACUGAAGCACUUCCUGGAUGAGUUGUUCCAGAAUUACUCUGUUAUGAUAUGGACCAGCUCGAAACCGCCGACUCUCAGUGCUAUUGUCAAGCUUUUGUUCCCUUCCAAGGCUCACAAACGGAAACUCGUGGCUUGUUGGGGCCGCGACAAAUUUGGGCUAUCAAAUAAGCAGUACAAUGCUAAGUUGCAGGUGUACAAGCAGUUGCAUAAAGUGUGGAAUGACCAAGACAUCCAGCUUGCCUACCCAGGCAACAGCCCUAAGAAAAAGGGUGUCGCGUUGCAGGAAGUCAAGAACGAACAAAAUUCGACUUCAAAACUUCAAUUUCCUGCGGGCCAACGCUGGGAUCAAACAAAUACCGUUCUGAUCGACGACAGCAAGAUCAAGGCUCUCAGUGAACCUUACAAUAUCCUCGAGGUCCCGGAAUUCAUCAAUGAUCCUAAUAUUGACGAAUCGGAGCUUUUCCAGAAAGUACUCGCAAGACUGGACGUACUGUCUCAUCACGACGACGUCAGCAAAGUAUUACGCGUCUGGGAGGAACGUCAGGCGCAACAGAAUUGCAAGAUCCUGGAUUUAGACAUCAAUACUGAGAAGCCUCAGCUUGACGACGAUCUCGAUCUAUCUGAAGAUGGUGGAGCCAAACUUCCGCCGGUGUUACCUCCAGCAGGUCAAAAGCUACCAGGCGCAACGUGUACCGAAGCAGAAAAGAAGGCUUUCAAGAAGGCCAGGAAAGCUGAGAAGAAAGCCAAGAAAAGGGAAGCCAAAGAACAGGAAGAUGCUAAACAAGCCGCGGCCGUUUCGCAACGCGCUGCUGCUCCUUCCGCCCCUCCUCUCGAUGAAGUCACAGCCACUGAUCUCGCAAAUCCCGAACUUCCAUCAGAGGAGGCUGCCAAGGGAGUAAAACUAAACCGCAAAGCCCGAAAACGCCGCAGAGAAGCAGAGUCUCAAAGCACGAAUCUACAAGGAAAUGGUCCCGUACUUCCUACAUCUUCUGCUCAAAUUCCCAGCCAAUCACGGCACAAGCUCUGCAAUCGAGAAGCGAGUGCAUCUGCAGCACUAGAAGAUGCAGAGACGACAGAUAUCCCUGUGGAUUCAUCUUCACCGGCCGCUUUCACGAAUCCUGAUCCUUCCAGUGCUGUUCAUUCUGCUGCUGAGGAUAUCCCAGUCUUCAAGUCAAAUUCACGCCACCGUUCCAUUUCCCCUGCUACGUCCGAGGAGUCUACGAAUUCGCUUUUGGACCGGUUGGAAGUUGGACUUGGGAUGAAGAAGAAUUGA